Molecule: messenger RNA, 894 nt
Organism: Exophiala spinifera
Lineage: Eukaryota; Fungi; Ascomycota; Eurotiomycetes; Chaetothyriales; Herpotrichiellaceae
Exons: 1
Coding region: 1-894 (297 amino acids)
Source: RefSeq, a predicted model, not a curated record
AUGCGCGUCUUCAUCACAGGAGCAUCAGGCUUUAUCGGUUCCGCCGCCACCAGAGAGCUGCUCAGCCACGGUCACCAAGUGCUCGGUCUCGCUCGUAGCGAUGCCUCCGCCGACGCAGUCACCGAAGCUGGCGCCGAAGUCCUCCGAGGAGACCUGGAGGAUCUCGAGGCACUGAAGAGUGGUGCGAAAGCGUCCGACGCCGUUCUUCACCUGGGCUUCAUCCACGACUUUAGCAACAUGGCUCGAAACACCGCCGUUGAUCGGGCGGCCAUCAGCGCAAUGGCGGACGCCAUCGCCGGCUCGGGCAAAGCGUUGAUGAUCGCCUCUGGUAGCCUCAUGGUCAGGGCGAAAGGCGGCAUCGCCACCGAGGACACCGAGAUCACACGCGAGGCCGGCCCUUAUGACCGCUGGAAGUCCGAGGAUCUCCUUCUGUCUCUGGCCAAGGAGAAGAAUAUCCGGGGCAUGAUUGCCCGCUUUGCACCCACGGUCCACGGCGCAGGCGACAAAGGCUUCGCAAAGAUCUUCGUCGACAUGGCGCGCAAGAACGGCCGUGCGAUCUACACCGAUGCGUCUGCGCGAUGGCCGGCCUGUCACCGUCUGGACGCUGCCGUGCUGCUUCGUCUUGCUCUGGAGAAGGGCCAGUCCGGCGGAACAUACCAUGCUGUUGCCGAGCAGGGGGUCCUGCUCAAGGACACCCAGGAGUUGAUCGGCAAGCGACUGAACCUCCCUGCUACGUGCGUGAGUGUCGAGGAAGGUGCUCAGUCCCUUGGCUAUUUCGCUUACGCGAUGGCCAUGGACAAUCCUACGUCGAGCGAGAAGACUCAGAAGGAGCUUGGAUGGGAACCAAAGCAGAUUGGGUUGCACGAAGACAUGCUGGCAAAUUACUUUGGCUAG